This is a messenger RNA of Clupea harengus (Atlantic herring), 1215 nucleotides long. RefSeq names its product protein PAT1 homolog 2-like (gene patl2). Gene Ontology annotation, molecular function: RNA binding. Gene Ontology annotation, biological process: P-body assembly; deadenylation-dependent decapping of nuclear-transcribed mRNA. The record is from RefSeq and is a predicted model, not a curated record. Lineage: Eukaryota; Metazoa; Chordata; Actinopteri; Clupeiformes; Clupeidae. Gene Ontology annotation, cellular component: P-body. Bases 88 to 1155 code for a protein of 355 amino acids. The transcript is spliced from 11 exons.
UCCACCCCCCAACACAAACGCCUGCUGAGCCAGAGGCCGUCCAAACCACACAGGAAACCAGAGAGGUGGGAUCCGUACGCCCUGCUGAUGUCAGAGAAGGAGAAGGAGUGGGUCAUCAGACUACAGAUGAUUCAGCUGCAGAGUGAAAACCCACACCUGGACGACUACUACUAUCAGGAGUACUACAAGAGGAUGGAGGCCAAGCUGGCGGAGGAGGAGAAGAGGGGCGAGUGGGCCAAGAGGGAGACCCCCAAACUCACCACCCCCUACGUCAUCAAGAGCGAGUCCUACACGCCAGUGGUCCACAUCGAAGGAUCGCUGGGGCAGGUUGCCGUGUCGACGUGUUUCUCCCCGAGACGAGCAAUAAAUGCUGUGCGCACACACAGCCCUGAUGAGGAUGUAAAGGACUCCAGACAACCAAGGAUGGAGGUGUACAUAGAGAAGCUGUUCAGCCAGCUGCUGGAGGUGGAGGAGGCCGCCAGGAAGAAGGGGUUUGUGCGUGUGGAGGAGAAGGGUGGACUGAUGGAGGAGAUGGAGAAGAAGGUGAAGCAGAUCUACUCCCUAAUCCGCCACGCCAACCUUCACGAGUCCAGUGAGGAGUUUCUUCCAUGCCUGCUGGUCUCCAAAGGCAAGCGAUUGUUGGCCCGCCUCCUGCCAUUCUUAUCCCAUGAUGCAGCACUGCAUGCCCUCACCAUGGUGACCACCCACCUGCCCACGCUGAUGAGCAAAGACACUGACGAGGCCCUCCCUGUCUUGUACGCUCCCCUGCGGGAUGUGAUCAGCGCUCUGUCCUUCAGUCAGCUGAUUGGGGUCCUAAAGGACUUCACCAUCGUGGUGCCCGAGUCCAGCGAGACCAUCCUCACGCUCGCCUGUCAAAAUGAGUUUGGCCUGUCUCUGCUGUACGUGCUGCUGUCCCAGGGAGAGAGACUCCUGUCCUCUAAUGUGCCCAUGGAACCCAACAUCGGAGACUUUGAGACAUGGACGGACACGGUCUUCCAGGUGGCCCAGCAGCUAUCCCACGCCUCCCUGGUGGAGCCGCUCUUCCUGCCCUCCAACCUGCUGACGCUCUUCUGCCGCUACCUGGACAAGCGCACCGUCCACCAGCUCAAGAGCAACAUGGAGUCUGCCUCAGGGUACCUGGCUGUCGCGUCGUAGAGUGAUGUUGGACGUCGCUGCUGUGUGGACAGGUGUGUGUGAGACAAACACCUGUCAAGC